AUGACCGAUCCCAUUAUGUUCAGAAGACUAAGUGCUUGCCGGUGCACAAAACUAGUUGUGAUGGUUGCGGCAAUAUUGUGUGUCUUUGCUCUCUAUCUUGGACAAAAUGGUAUCUUAGACCGUUGGCAUUGGUUUUAUCACAGCUGGACUCUGCUUUCCUUCUCACACAGGAUUAUUAUCUUGAACGCUUCAUCUUCCACCAUUCACCAUCCCAUUGCUCCUCCAUACCCACACCCAUAUACGUUUCUAAUUAACCAGCCAGAGAAAUGCCGGUGGCCGAAUCCAUUCCUGGUCCUCUUGGUGAAUGUUGAAAGCUACGAUGGGAUAUCUAGAAAAACGAUACGGGAAACUUGGGGAGAUGUAAGUAACUACAAAGAUGUCGAUAUCCUGAGGCUUUUCCUGGUUGGACAACCACCCGUAAUGACCAGUGCUGUACAGAGGCUGCUGGAGGAGGAAAGUGCCAAGUAUGGUGACAUUAUACAACAAGACUUUGUGGAUACUUAUAAUAAUUUAACUCUUAAAACCCUAAUGGGGAUGGAGUGGGUUAUAAAAUUCUGCCCCAAUGCAAGCUAUGUAAUGAAGAUAGACAAUGACGUGUUUCUCAAUGUGGACUACCUCAUCCAUCAUCUUUUACACCCAGAACUUCCAGCUCGACAAAAUUAUUUGACAGGAUUUUUAGUCUCCUAUACGGGGCCUAUAAGAGAAAAAAUGAGCAAAUGGUAUAUACCAGAGGAACUCUACCCAGGAGACACAUAUCCACCUUACCCUUCUGGCCCCGGUUAUGUAUUCUCAGGGGAUAUGGCAAGGAAGAUCUAUCAGGUGGCACAGGGGAUCCGUGUUAUUAGCAUUGAAGAUGCCUUUAUAGGAAUGUGUUUGUACAGACUGAACAUUCCACCCACCAGGUCGCCAAGAAACAUGUUUCGUGCACAAAAGAUUAAUUAUAAUGCCCGCACGUUUUGUAAUGUGGUCAUUGUUCACCAUUAUGAGAAAGACAAUUUGCGAAAUGUAUGGUUGGACUUCUGGGACAAAAAGACACGGAUGUGUUGAGUGACAAACCACAAAAACAAGGGUAGAAGAAAUGGC
Nanorana parkeri is the source of this 1083-nucleotide messenger RNA. Its product is annotated as beta-1,3-galactosyltransferase 1-like. The coding region runs from base 1 to 1047 and encodes 348 amino acids. NCBI's taxonomy places the organism in Eukaryota, Metazoa, Chordata, Amphibia, Anura, Dicroglossidae. Gene Ontology annotation, molecular function: N-acetyl-beta-D-glucosaminide beta-(1,3)-galactosyltransferase activity. The transcript has 2 exons. The record is from RefSeq and is a predicted model, not a curated record. Gene Ontology annotation, cellular component: membrane.